Molecule: messenger RNA, 726 nt
Organism: Caenorhabditis auriculariae
Lineage: Eukaryota; Metazoa; Nematoda; Chromadorea; Rhabditida; Rhabditidae
Source: the annotation of a GenBank genome assembly
AUGUACUUCGAUGGUUCUGUCGUAGGGGGCCUGAAGAAAAAAGUAAGUUAUUCACUACUUGACUUGCAUGGGUUUGAACUUUGAAAAUAUAGCUGGAGUUUUAAAAGUAAGGAAAGCAAAAGUUCUACAUUAAUUCUUCUCCUAGAUAUCUGAUUUUUCAGAGGCUCUCUAUUCAAAAAAAAAAUCAAAAUGAAGAGAUCUAGCGUAACGUGAGAAACGAGUAAAACAGGUCAAAACGACGACUCGAGGCCGAAAAGAUCAUUCUUCGUCCGACUCGCUCCGCCGACUGCUCGCUGAUCAGUUCAAGGUAAGUCCAAUUGUUCUGUGGGCCUCUCUGGGCAUGAGAAUGUGCCGCACAGGAAUUAAAUGAGAUAAAAUAAACCCAAAUGACUUUUUCUGCGCCUAUCUAGUUAUGAACGGAACUUGAUUGAAAAAUCCAGUGAAAUAAAAGUGAGGUCUUUAACAAAUCAAAAAUUUUUUUCUUGAACGUUCACUCCGUUUUCUCCAUCUAGUUUUUUUCUCUCUCAGAUGGUCCCGCUAGUUUGGAUGGUUCCUCUCUUCGUGCUCGUCGCUGCUCCUUUAUGCGGCGGCAAAAAGAACAAAGACGGUUUGACGGACUCCAUGAAGACACAGGCGCCGCCAGAUGGAUCUUCUUCGACGCCGGCUGGUGCAGCUGCGGCUGGUGCUCCUGCUGCAGAGGGUGCUGGUGCUCCAGCUAAUGCCUGA